This is a messenger RNA of Tetrahymena thermophila SB210, 4290 nucleotides long. RefSeq names its product zinc carboxypeptidase family protein. Lineage: Eukaryota; Ciliophora; Oligohymenophorea; Hymenostomatida; Tetrahymenidae. The record is from RefSeq and is a predicted model, not a curated record. Gene Ontology annotation, biological process: protein side chain deglutamylation. The transcript is spliced from 14 exons.
AUGAAGCCAAAAAAAUAAACUAGGAAAGAUAGUUUUUAAAGUAGUGAUGGAGGCUUUUCUGAUGGAUCUUCAAAGCAAUUUAGUGUUAAUAAGAAAAAAGGGGAAGCAGAAAAUUCAUAGCAAUUAAAUAAGAGCGAAGAAUUGGAUCCUUAAGAAGCUUAAUUGCGAGAUAUAAACUUCUUUAAUGAAAAUCUACCUCCCUCAUAACCAAUUGUUGUAAAGGAUUACUCAUUAGAAGCAGAUAUGAUAUUUGGAUGGUAGCCAAAAAUAUAGUUUUAAGGGCCAGUGCCUAUGACUUUUGAUAAUAACAUUGUAGAUAUUAUUAUAUCUCAUCUAAAUAGUCCUACCUAAAAUAAAACUCCAUAUAAAUUAAUUUAUUUAGGAUUUCGCCCUUUAAAUACUUUGAAAUUACAUUCUGCUUAUUGUGAUAAUAAUAGAGAAGAUUCAUAUUAUUUUAAAUUCAACAGUCUUUAUGGUAAUUCUCGAAUGAAUGGCUUCUUUCACUCUUUAGAAAAAAAGAAUAAAAAUAAAUUUGAAAUGCCAUUUUUGGGAAUGAACCCAAAUCUUUCAAAUAAUAAUUAAAGUAUAAUUAAAAUAAAUGACUAAAAUGAUGAAACAAACUAAAGUACUUCAGAAAUGUUUAGUUUAACAUAAGGAAUUUAAAUAAAUUUGAAAACACCCUAAAGUAAUUUUAAUAAAAAUGAUAAAUAGUUCAGCCUUUUUUUAACUGAAGAAAACAGAGAAAAUAAUAAAACUUUGAUUUUUGAUUCAUAUUUUGAAAGUGGCAAUCUUGACUGUGUUGUGCAAGUUGCUUAGAAUGAAUAUGAUUUAUUUAUGAGAGUUGAUUCAAAUACUAAAGGGCAUCUUUAGUGGUAUAACUUUAAAGUGAAAGGUGCUUAAGCAAAUUAAAGAGUGAAAUUUAAUAUUUGUAAUUUCAGUAAAAACAAAUCUCUUUAUAUGAGAGGAAUGAAGCCAUAUAUUUACUCACAAAAAGAAAACCUGCUUUUUAAAUCUGAUUGGUCACAACAAGGAGAGAAAGUAACUUAUUAGCUUAAAGAAUUUAGAUAUCCAUUCAUAAAAGAAUAUAUAGAUGAACUUAAGCCUAAAGUUUAUUACCAGCUCUCAUUUGAGUAUGUCUUUAAAUAUUCAGAUGAUGUUGUAAGUAUCGCGUACUGUCCCCCAUAUACAUUUUCUUACUUAACUAUGUUUUUGAGGGAGUUAUCAACAAUACAUAAGCUUUAAAAUGGUAAUUUCCUUAAAGAAGAAAAAUUAAGCUCUUCAAUGAGUGGUUUGGAUGUUCCUCUAUUAACUAUUACAGAUUUUAACUAAAGUGAGGAGGAAAUAAAUAAAAGAAAAGUCAUCAUUAUAUCUGCUAGGAUUCAUCCAGGAGAGUCAAAUGGAUCCUACCUGAUGCAUGGUUUUCUCAAGUACAUGUUUACUGAGGAGGCAAAUGAAUUAAGAAAAAAAUGCAUAUUUAAGAUUGUACCGAUGCUUAAUCCUGAUGGUGUUGUUCUUGGUAACUAUAGAACUGGUAUAGCAGGUAGAGAUUUGAAUAGAGUAUUUGCAAAUCCAGACAAAAUGCUUUAUCCAACUGUCAUCGGGCUGAAAGAAUUAGUUUCAAUUACGAAAAAAUAGUAUGGAUAAAACUUGAUCAUGUUUUUAGAUUUACACGGUCACUCUGUUAAGAAAAAUGUAUUCACAUAUGGUCCAGAUUAUCCAAUAUUUGAUUUAAAUUACUACAAAUGCAGAUUAUUCAGUAAAAUACUAGCAAAAAUGACAGAUAUGUUUAGAUAUUUUUCUUGCAUUUUUCGUAUUUCUCAAAUGAAAAAAAACACAGCAAGAGGAAUUUUUUUUAAUAAUUACGAUAUUGGAAAUUGUUUCACUGUUGAAGCUUCUAAUGGAAGCUACUACAUAGGUAAUCAAACUACUAUUGAUUUUACAAUAAAUGACUGGCUUAGUAUGGGAGAGUAAAUAGCUAAAGGAAUAGACGAGUAUGUUCAAACAAUCAUUGAUUAUGACUAAACAUAAUAAGCAAAGCUCCAAUAAAAAAAGUUAGAACGUGAAUAAAAAGCAUUGGAUGAAUAAUCAUUUUUAACUUCAACUUAAGCUACUACAGCUGGAAGUAGAAGUGAUAAUUCUGGUUUUAUAACUUAAAGAGCUUUAAUCUAAAAAUCAAUUGUAGAAGAAGUCACUCCUGCUAGCUUGAUUAAAAUAAGGAACGAUAGGCUUUCUUAAAAAUUUUAAAGCGAUUCUGAAAAUGAAGGAAUUUUAUCUUACUUAAGCAAAACAAAUGGUAAACCAGAUAAAAAAAAGAAGGCCCAGUACUAUCAUAAAAAUAAAAUGAAUUUUAAAAUAUAAAAAAUAAAUUAAAAAAGUAUUAACUUUAACAAGCAGUUUCUACUUGAAGAAUCUCCUUUCUCUAAAUAUUUCUCUAAAAAUGCAGAGGAAUAAGAAAAGCAAAAGUAAAAUGAUGCAGAAUCAGAUGGAUUUUCAGAAGGUGGUUCUGAUAGUGAGUCAGAAGGAGAAGAUUAUGAUAAAGCUUUCUUAAAAAAUUUUUAAGCCACUGUUCAGAGAGACUUUUAGCUAUUUAACAACAUCUUUAAAAACUUAGAAAAUUUUGAUGUCAAAACAGAAUAAACAUUAAUUAAAAGAAAUAAUCCAGAUAAACUUAAAGAAGAAUAUUUAAAUGAUAAAAUAAGUUCUCAACUCAUUUAAAAAAAGAAUGAGUUAGGGAUAAAUAAAUUUAUUAACGAUAACAGUAUUAGAUAGUCAUAUAAUAACCAAUCAGCCUUAACACCAACUCAUUUUAAAGCACCUGUUAUUAGACCCAAAACGAAUGAUAAGUCUUUGAAAAUAGAAUAUAAAUCAGUCCCAUCUUCUUAACGAAAUACACCUUAGAAAAAAUAGUAAAUUGUAGGUAACUCAUAAAUUGGGUUAGAUAUAUUCAAAGAUAGAAAUAAUUCUAAGAAAAAAUAAUCUAGGAUCUAGCUUAAGGAUAAUAGUAAUUUACUCAGUAGCUAAAUAGCAUUUUUGAAUUCAAGCGAAUAAAAAAAAAUGAUAAAAGACCAUAUUAACUAUGAUAAAUACGAUGAUUUAUACAGCUAAGAAUUCACUUAAAUUGAAUAAGCUUAAUAUCUUAAUCCUAUCAGUUCUAGAACUGGAAGAUAUAAUAGUGCAACUCCGUUCAAGGAUGAUAAUUUAAAUAUAAUUAAUCUAUUUCACAGAGUAAAUAAUACACCUUUAGUUUAAACUACUGAUAACUAAAGUUUAAUGAGAAUUAUUAACAAGUUGAAAGAUGUAGAAAAAUAAGGAAAUGAAUUAGAGGAAAUUCAAGGAAAGAGAGUACUUGUUUUAACUAAUAAUAGCUACUUUAAUAGCCUAAAUGAUAAUAAUAAUAUUAGCAGUUAAAAAUUGCCUUAAAAUGUUAAUUAAUCAUUUAAUUAGAUUAGAACAAACUCUUUAGCCACUAACCGAGCAGUGAUAGAUUCUAGCUAAUUAAAUAAUAAGAAAUAAGCAUUUAGUAUUUAAAAUUAGCAAAUUCCUUCAUAAGUACAUCUUAAGAGCAUUUUAAAUACCACUUUAUUUAGUAAUUUAGCAUAGAUAAAAGAAAAAAUUUAAACUUAAAUAAUUCCUCCAAUAAGUUUUUAUCAGUAAAAUGCUAAUAUAAACUAAGGAUAAUCACCUAAACGACAUCUUUCAUAAUCUUAUUAGCAAUUUAUAUAGCAAUAGCAAGCUAAGUUAGAUGAGUGUUCUCCAACUAAACCUCUUUAAAAUUAAUAAGCUGAUUCAUAUUAUAUUACAAGUAAUGGCUUUGGAUUCAAAGAAAAUAAAGAUGAAUAAAUCUAACUUAUGACAGGUCUAAGCAAAAAAAGAGAAAUUUAAAGUCAUACUAACAAUAAUAAUAAUAAUUAAAAUGGCCAUUUAUAUAACACAUUUCACAAUAAAUUUAAUUCUGCAAAUAAUUCCCCGAUUUAAUCUCUUUCUCCAGUUAAAAAUUCUUAUAAUUCUGCUAAUUACAGUUUUUCUAGAAGAGUAAGUUAUCAACCUCAUUAAACUACUAACUCAAACUAUUCAAACAACUAACUUAAUGUAGCCAAUCCUAAUUCCACUAAUAGUUUUAUUAACUUUUCACCAAGAGAAAGUUCUAACAAAAAGAUGAACUGUCCCUCUGCUUUCUACAAAAUUAAAAAACACUUUACUUCAAAGAAAAAGAAUGAAGAAUACUAAAAGUAAACCAAUGGUUACAACCCUAAUGUAUCUUAUUAACAACAGUACUAAGCAUAAAUUUGA